This is a messenger RNA of Marchantia polymorpha subsp. ruderalis, 2459 nucleotides long. The record is from the annotation of a GenBank genome assembly. Lineage: Eukaryota; Viridiplantae; Streptophyta; Marchantiopsida; Marchantiales; Marchantiaceae.
UCCUACAAGCAACUCCCUUCCUUUCCUUCUUCGUACACUAAAUAAUUCCGCAUUUGUAAGAUACGACGAACAAGCAGUUUGUUUGCUGCGUCUCAGAGCCUAUAUACGACUACCAUCCAACAAGCCCUUUCCCAACCUUCGGCCGUCGAGCUUGCUUGCAAUCUCACCCUCCCUCCCUCUCUCUCUCUCUCUCUCUCAGACAUGAACUGCUGGCAUGUGUUGUAGGCGAUCGUCCUCGUGUGUGCAGAGGGAGACUGGAGGGAAGGAUCUCCACAGUAGAUAGUAGUCAGACAGGUUGAAUACCACCGCCAGUCGAGUCGAGAUUUAAUGGUGUGAAUGUCCUCAGAUUGUAUGCCGGACAAGCUUCUCGUCUCUUCUCUUCUCUUCUCUUUCUGGGAAUCAGAGAAUUCGAGAUCAGCUCACGGGAAGCAGCAGCGCUUUCAUCAGUAGUCGCAGCAGUAGCAGUAGCAGUAGUCUGAGUGGUACACGUACGCUGACCUCGUCCAAAUUGCCCUUCGUACAUUCAGAAAUGUACACGCGAGUAGAAUGGCCGAAGGAGGCGCUGCAAAUCGGACUGGAGCAGUCUUGAUUCCUCCGACGAUUGUUACAGUUUCUGGAGCUUUCAGUGCAUCAUCGUGCGGAGAGCUUUGCCAAGGAGAUUUCUGCACGAAUUGAGCGCCCAAAUGUCGGUGGGCGUGAAGGGAAUGGAGCCGAAAACGGGCAUCUCGGAUCUGCCGGAUGAGAUUUUGCAGAUCUGCUUCGCCCGAUUGCCUCUGAGGCAUCUGCCCAUGGUGAGAGUGGUGUGUACGAGGUGGCGGAAUCUGGGCAGCUCGCAGUUGCUGCGCUGCCUCAGGAGAUCGCUGGGAUUGACUCAGACUUGCACUUUCGUCAUAAAGAACGAGUACAUAAGCGGCAGCUAUCGAGGGCUCCAAGUGAGGGACAUCGAUUCUCGCUCGCUUGCGACGGAUUCGAUUGCAACCCUGGACGGACCCCAGAGAUUACAAUUCGGAGCAGCCGGAGCAGACGGCCUCAUCUACAUUCUGGGCGGCAGGUCACCUCUGAUCUGCCGCAAGUCGACACUCAAGGCAUGGAUCGUUUAUUCUCGAGUGGAUGUCUACGAGCCCUUGAACAAUUGCUGGUUCCAGUUGCCGCCCAUGCGUCGAGCUCGCUUCGGGUUCGCGGUGGGAGCCUUCGUGAAUUCGGUGACCAGUGGCUCGAAGCUCAUCGUGGCCGGUGGGUUCGACGGCGAAGGCGAGGCACUGUCGGUGGCGGAAGUGUUCGAUUUCGGGUUAGGACAUUGGACCCCGAUUCCGAGUAUGUGCAGCAUGGCUGGACCUUGCACAGGGGAGGUGGUCGAGGGGAAAUUCUAUGUUCAGCGGGCGAAUUCCAAAGCCGAUUCUUUCGAGGUUUAUGAUCCCUCCGUCGGCCGAUGGACAACUCACGACGCCAUGAUAAACUUUUGCAUGCUCACCUUCCACAUGCCUGAUCGAUAUGGAGCGCCCCAAACUGUCACAGUGGAUCUAUGACCUGACCUCGCCCACGAGCUCCAUUUUCAGACACCAGGAGCUUGGCUCCAGCGAGCCCUCGAAUCGACUGAACGAAGAAAUACUGAACAGAAAGGAGCUGGAUCCGAACUGACCUCCUGGAAAAUGGUACCACGAUAUGCCGUCCCGUCCAUGGCCACGGGCUCGGUGACAAGUUGAAGCUCGAGCGAGCGUCGAUCGAAAUCUGAAAAUCAGAUCUCUCAAGACAGACAGUCCUGAACUUUCGCAUGCUCCUUGCGGGCAAUAUUUCCGAUCCAUCUAAAGGAGCGACUCCUGAUGCAGACGAACUUUGAAUCUGAUCCACUUUACUGGAAUAAGUCGUAACAAUCAUCCAGCUUCCAGCAGUUCGGCCUCUGUCAAUCGAGGGCCACCCUCUGCGUUGAUCCGUAGCUUUGGAGAUUUUAUAGAAUAGCUUCCCAAGUUGUGUGAAUAACAGUGUGAAUCGAGCUGUAAAUGUCGGAGAGCCCUACCCUAUUUUCGGGACAUAGAUUUAAAUCCCCCAUAAAACAUUUCUCUUUCCACGGCUCUAGAUAGAAUUAUAGAUAGAUAGAUAGAUUUAGAUGUUCCGAUGGGGGUUGAGAAUUACACAUACUGGCUCGCAAGAACUCGGAUCACACCUUAGAUGAGAGGAGUAGACACAUUGUAGCCCACCUGUCAUCAGAAGCCAGAGUUAUAUUAUACUCUCGUGGCUAUCCAUCCCGUUUUCCACUCAGGUAGGGGCGAACAGUGUCCAGAAAAUUCUGUAAACGGAUGCGGAUAAUUUCGAUGCGAAUAAACCGCUUGUCACAUCGUCGAGGAAGCGAGUACAUUCAUUCAAUCGGGCUUGUGCACCUCUGAACCAUCUCACCGUCCCAUUCAUGUCUAGCAUUCAUGAACUCGCCUCGAUGUGUCGUAUGAAAGAGGAGGUUCCGACUC